GUGUCGCACCGUCAGUUUCUUCCGCCGCGCCUGAAAGGCGUUCAGUGUCGAGCCGAAGAAACGCGCGCUUCUUCUACAUCGUUCGUUCGUUUUUUUUUUUAUUUUUUCGUCAACAGAGAGGUUACGCGUGUGCACUGUUCGUGUGCAGCCGGCGUAGGAGGAACCGGUGCGUGAGAGAAUGUAACCGAAUCGUCACGGGACUGUUGCCGUCAGUCAGCCGGUAAUUUCGCACACGGUGCAGCAGAGGAUUAAGAUGUGCAAGCCAGCAAGGAAGAAACGUUCUUAACGUCGAAUUGGACGAAAACCGACGUGCGUACUGCUUGACACGGACAAAUUGGCGUAGAAAAGAUGACGAAAAGAUUCGAGUUUAAUUGGCAGAUCGACGUACCGCUAGCGCUUCGUCAGGGAUGCACGUUCGACCGAUGGUCAGAGGAGAAGGACAAUACGGAACUCGAACUAAACUGUGUGUUCAAGGUCGACGAAUAUGGCUUUUUUAUCUACUGGCAGAGCGAAGGGAGGGACGGAGACGUGAUAGAGCUGUGUCAAGUGAGCGAUAUACGCGCCGGUGGUUUACCGAAGGAUCCGAAGCUGUACGACAAGCUUCUCACGAAGCACGGAGAACAAUUAGAGGAGAAAUGUUUAACCGUCUGUUCAGGCGUAGAUUAUACCAAUAUUAAUUACCAGCAUGUCGUCUGUCCGGAUCCAGCGACGGCCAAGAUAUGGCUGGAUGGCAUACGAUCGAUCACGCACAACGUGAAAGCCAACAACGUUUGCCCGCUUACGUGCUUGAAGAAACACUGGAUGCGGCUUAGAAUGCUGGUCGAUCCAAAUGGAAAAGUUCCGGUGAAAGUGGUAGCCAGGACUUUCGCAUCUGGGAAAACGGAAAAGCUCGUUUAUCAGUGCCUCGCCGAUUUAGGCCUAUCUAGCGGAAAGAACGAUGUCAUCGAGCCGGAAGACUUCACUUUCGACGCGUUCUACGCGCUCUAUCACAAAAUCUGUCCUAGGAACGACAUAGAGGAAUUGUUCCAGUCCAUCACCCAGGGCAAAGCGGACACAAUCAAUUUGGACCAGCUGGUCAUGUUUCUAAACGAGAAGCAACGCGAUCCAACUUUAAACGAGAUCUUGUAUCCGCUGUACGACGACAAGAGGGCGUUAGAGAUUAUAAACGAUUACGAACAGAACGAGACAGCGCGAAAUCAAAAAACGAUGACGAAAGAUGGUUUUAUAAGGUACCUGAUGUCCGACGAAAAUGCACCAGUUUUCCUGGACAGGCUGGACGUAUACAUGGACAUGGACCAACCGUUGGCACAUUAUUACAUUAACUCGAGUCACAACACGUAUUUGAGCGGGCGGCAAUUCGGCGGCAAAAGCAGCGUCGAGAUGUACAGACAAGUUUUGCUAGCUGGUUGCAGGUGCGUCGAAUUGGAUUGUUGGGAUGGGAAAGGAGAGGACGAAGAGCCGAUAAUUACGCACGGGAAAGCAAUGUGCACGGACAUUCUGUUCAAGGACGUGAUUUACGCGGUUAGAGACACCGCCUUUGUCACGUCGGAGUACCCGGUGAUUCUCAGUUUCGAGAAUCACUGCAGCAAGAAGCAACAGUACAAAUUGGCCAAAUAUUGCGACGAAAUUCUGGGAGAUCUGCUGCUGAAAGAACCCCUCAGAGAGUUCCCCCUGGAAGCAGGAGUAGCGCUACCACCGCCUAACAUGCUGAAACGUAAAAUCCUGAUAAAGAACAAACGCUUGAAACCCGAGGUGGAAAAGCACGAAUUGGAAUUAUUUCGACAAGGUCAGUUCGUGAUCGAGGACGAGGUGAAAGAGGACGCGAGCGCGCCUCCUUCCGUGGCAGCGGUCGUUGAGCAACAAUCGGUAAAGACGAAAUCGGUUACCUUUCAGGAAGAGGUAUCGACGGCCGAGUCAGUGGCGUCGUCGACCACUGGCAACCAACAGCAAUCUAGUUCUAGUACAGGUUUGGCCGACACUUUGGAACUAGCUGUGGUUCAGCCGUACACCGGAAGUACAACAAACGUCCAUCCAUGGUUGUCCUCUAUGGUCAACUAUGCUCAACCCAUAAAGUUCCCGGGCUUCGAUAUUGCCGAACAAAAGAAUAUUCAUCACAAUAUGUCUUCCUUCGCGGAAACCGCUGGCCUGAAUUAUUUGAAGACGCAAGCCAUCGAGUUCGUCAAUUAUAACAAGCGUCAAAUGAGCCGCAUUUAUCCGAAAGGCACUCGGGCGGAUUCAUCGAAUUACAUGCCACAGGUCUUCUGGAACGCUGGCUGCCAAAUGGUGUCGUUAAAUUUUCAAACCGCCGAUUUGCCGAUGCAACUGAAUCAAGGAAAAUUCGAGUACAACGGCUCCUCUGGCUAUCUGCUGAAGCCGGAUUUCAUGAGGCGAGCCGAUCGAAGUUUCGAUCCUUUCGCCGAAAGCCCUGUGGACGGCGUAAUCGCUACUCAAUGUAGCGUUCAGGUUAUCGCGGGUCAAUUUCUGUCCGACAAGAAAGUCGGAACGUACGUGGAAGUGGAAAUGUACGGUCUACCCACAGACACGAUUCGCAAAGAAUUCCGGACGAGAGUAGUUCCAGCGAACGGCCUGAACCCAGUGUACAAUGAAGAACCCUUCCUCUUUCGAAAAGUCGUCCUACCCGAUUUGGCGGCACUGCGAUUCGCUGUUUACGACGAGUCGAACGGCAAGCUGCUGGGCCAAAGAAUCGUCCCGUUGGACGGUCUACAAUCGGGAUAUCGACACAUAUCUCUGAGAACCGAGGCAAAUUUCCCCAUGUCGUUGCCUAUGCUGUUCUGUAACAUCGAGAUCAAGAUUUACGUACCGGAUGGCUACGAAGGACUCAUGGACGCGCUCACGGCGCCACGGGCCUACAAAAAAGCGGAAAACGCGUCGCAAAAUAAAAUGCGUGGUCUUGGCAUAGAGGAAAGCGACAGUAAAGGCCAUUGCGAUUCCGCGCCAGCUCAUCGCGAAGUUCCGAAACCUCGAGAGGAAAUGAAAUUCAACCCCAUAACGGUGGACUCUUUGCGGCAGGAGAAGGGAUACCAAAAGGUACUGAGGAAACAGCAAAAGGAAUUGGAAUCUCUGAAGAAGAGGCAUCAGAAAGAGAAAUUUACCGUCCAGAAACAACACUGUGCCGCGAUAGAGAAGAUCAUCAAGGGAAAAAACAAAGCGGAACUUUCGAGAGACCCGGUGGUUCGUCGAGAAGUCUCCGAGCAAACCGUUCAAUGGUCUCGAUUAGCGGAUAGGCAACGACGCGAGGAACGCGACCUGGUACGUUCUCAUUUGGAGGAACGACGGAACACCUUGCGAAAAUUAUGCGUGUCUGCCCAAGUGGCCCAGCAGAAGCAGCUCACGGCACGGCACGAGCGCGAGAUCAAAGAAAUGAACGCGAGACAGGCCAGACUCUCGGUGGAGAGUAUGAGAGAAGUGAUGAACGAUAAAACGUUGAAGACGCGGGGAAUCAAGGAGGGUCGACUUCGGGAGAAGCAGCAGAACAAUACGAAAAAAUUCAUGGAGGAGAGGAAGAUCGCACAAAUGAUACAAAACAGGGAAAAGGAGAAGCUAAAAGUAAUUCACGAAAAGCAACUGGAGGAAUUGCAGAAAGAUAUGAAUGCGGUUAUGGAUAUGUACAACAACGAGGAAAUGGAAUACGAGUUGGGCCCUAAAACCGAAUGCUACGUGUGAUGGCCGACAGGUCGAGUGCAAAGUUUUUCGAGAAACUGAGGUGCUGCUGCAUUCAGAGAAUCCGCUCCUAUCGUUAAUUACAACUGGAAUUGGGAUCAAGCCUCGUUAGCUAUCGUUCUCGGUAUCGUGAGAACCGGAAGCAACAGACAAACCGCGUUAAUCGUACUCUAGUUCAUUCUCCUGAAUAUUUUUUUAUAAAAGAAGCAUCUUGUAACUUCAUACCCUCCGUCGUCGCACGAGCAAGUACCUAGACUAAAUAAGGGAGUCAAUAAAAAACUA
Eufriesea mexicana is the source of this 3963-nucleotide messenger RNA. Its product is annotated as no receptor potential A. NCBI's taxonomy places the organism in Eukaryota, Metazoa, Arthropoda, Insecta, Hymenoptera, Apidae. Gene Ontology annotation, molecular function: calcium ion binding; phosphatidylinositol-4,5-bisphosphate phospholipase C activity. Gene Ontology annotation, biological process: phosphatidylinositol metabolic process; phosphatidylinositol-mediated signaling; release of sequestered calcium ion into cytosol. The record is from RefSeq and is a predicted model, not a curated record. The transcript has 20 exons. The coding region runs from base 349 to 3684 and encodes 1111 amino acids.